Molecule: messenger RNA, 873 nt
Organism: Corapipo altera (White-ruffed manakin)
Lineage: Eukaryota; Metazoa; Chordata; Aves; Passeriformes; Pipridae
Product: basement membrane-specific heparan sulfate proteoglycan core protein-like
Exons: 7
Coding region: 142-873 (243 amino acids)
Cellular component (GO): basement membrane
Source: RefSeq, a predicted model, not a curated record
GCCCGCUGUGACCCCACUGUCACUGCCCCGUGACAGGAGCACUGGGAGGAUGAGCAGGGUGCCCCGGUGAGCCGGGAGCUGCUGCUGCUGGUGCUGCAGGGGCUGGAGGGCAUCUUCAUCCGGGCGGUGUAUGACGGGCGCAUGGCCAGCGUGGGGCUCAGCGACGUGGCCAUGGAUGUCACCAGCGCCGGGGACACCGGCCUGGGGCCGGCUGGCAACGUUGAGGAGUGCAGGUGCCCCGUGGGCUACACGGGGCUGUCGUGCCAGCGCUGUGCCCCCCGCUUCGAGCGGGUGACGAGGGGACCCUACCUGGGGACCUGCUCCGGCUGCGGCUGCCACGGCCACUCCAGCACCUGCGACCCCGUGUUUGGGCACUGCCUGAACUGCCAGCACAACACAGAGGGACCGCAGUGCGAGAAGUGCAAACCCGGCUUCUUCGGCGAUGCCACCAAGGGCACGGCCACCGCCUGCCACCCCUGUCCCUGUCCCUACACGGAGCCCUCACGCAGGUUCUCGGAGUCGUGCUUUCUGGACACGGAUGGCCAGGCCACCUGCGACGCCUGCGCCCCUGGAUAUGCCGGCCGGCGCUGCGAGAGGUGUGCCCCAGGCUACGAGGGAGACCCCAUCCAGCCAGGUGGCAAGUGCACCCCAAUCGGUCAGGAGCUUGUCAAGUGUGAUGCCCGCGGGGGCCAGGACGAGGCUGGUGGCACCUGUCGCUGCAAGCCCAACGUGCGGGGCCGGCUCUGUGACUCCUGUGCCGCGGGCACCUUCCACCUGAGCGCUGCCAACCCCGCGGGCUGCCUGCCCUGCUUCUGCAUGGGGCUGUCCCGCUCCUGUGCCAGCUCCGCCUGGCACCGACACCAGGUACCGUGA